Messenger RNA from Oppiella nova, 1410 nucleotides. Lineage: Eukaryota; Metazoa; Arthropoda; Arachnida; Sarcoptiformes; Oppiidae. The record is from the annotation of a GenBank genome assembly.
GAAACUCAUACUGUAAUGGAUAUUGGCGAUUUAGUACCGAAAUCAGCACAUUUUGAAUGUAAUACAAAUGUUUACAAUGAAUUGGGAAUUCCACAAACGCUUGGCAUUGACUUUGAGCCGAAAGGCAAUUUCACAUUUACCUGGGCUUUGGCCGUGGACGACCAAAACGAACAUGUCUUGUGCGCCAACCACUUCUUCUAUAUCAAGGAACUCAUUAAACGAACACAUUAUAGUUAUAUUCAAUCAAAUGAAGUGGACAUAAGUGUAGAUAUGUUUCCAAUUCACGACUCGUUUCUAACGGUUAUGGAUGUCAUUUACUCGGAAAUGGAUGCACAGAUGGCUAUAAUGGGAGGCAUAUAUGCGACCACAAAAUCCAAUUCCUUACAAGAUCUAAACUACAAUAAAAUACCGACAUUUGGUCAUCAGUUAUGGAUUGUAAUCAACGCAAUAUAUCUAUCGCGAAUGGAUUACUCCAUAUUAAUAGCAGUCUUACUAUUCUUCAAAAAUCCGUAUUCUGUGAUCGAUUCCGUCGAAGAAUUGGACGCAAACCCAGACUUAAUUCCUAUGCUAUUCACUGCUGAGGCAGAUAUUGAAAGUCUAAAAAAUAUUCCGGAAGUCAGUAAUGCAGUGAACAAAGCGCUGGAAAACUAUUUGGGAUACGAUUACGAGAAGUUGUUUGAUGGCAUUAAUCAACACAUCAAUAAUAUAAGUGUUUUAAAAACACACGUAUUAUUGGCCUCUAAAUCGGAUCUCCAAUUCAUUCGUGACUUAAAUAAAGUGCUUUACAAGAAAAUAACUCACGUUUCAAAACAAUUAUACGGCAAUCGAAUCAGUGGUCACGUGGUUCAUAGAAAUGUCGACAAAUUUAUUGUCAAAACUUUCAAACAAAUUGUAUCUGAGAGUCGAGAGAUGGGCUUUUUGAACAAAUGGCUCGAAGCGGGUCUUCAGCAAGCGUUUGAAAUCUUUGUUAACAAAUCAUUUGUCUUUGAGAUUCAAGAACCCAAUCCUUAUACUAUGAAUUUGGAUGAAUUCAAAAUAGCCCUGGGUCCUUACUUAUUGGGAAUUCUCGGGGCUUUGUUUCGACUUUUUUGGGAGAAUCUGAGCCCUUAUGACGAAGAGGUGCAAAAAAUGCAUAAAAAUGAGUUCAAUAAUGAAAAGCGUCGGAAAAAAGAAUACUUAGUGGCCUUAGACUUGUCCCAAACUAUGCCUCCUUUCUAUUCAGCAAACUUUGAAUGUGUUUUCGGUUUAUUAGACGACAAGAAGAUAAUCCCACAAAAGUUUGGCUAUGAUUUUGAGCUGAGGGGCAAUUUCACAUUCACCUGGCCAUUAGCUAUGGACGACCUGGAGAUGAAGGUGCUCUGUGCCAGUCAUCUAUUUCUCAUCAAAGAGUUGGUCAGAAGAACACAAUAC